GGGCCCCAGAAUGCAACAAUAAUCUUCUUGCCUUACCCGAUGGGCAGUCUGGACGCCAGUCUCACAUUCAUCGACCUGUGCGAGGCUUCAUUCCUACAUCGCCUCAGGACCAUCUUCCGUUGCAUCGGGUGCAGUGUAUGAGCGCGGCGUUCAAAUUCCAGCAGACGUUCCGGAAGGACCCCUACUGAUCACGGCGCUCAAAAUAGGCAGACAAAGGCGUAGAUCCUGGGAGCAACGAAGCAAGGGACCGCACUGUAGCUAAUCCUUGCUCCUAGCUACAAUCAGGAGUACGUCUUUGUCCAGUCAUUGGUGUCUUUGUUUCGAGAUGUCCGGAUCGCCUCGCCAGAAACAGCGUGCACGGAGAACAAUCCAGAUCGGGUUGGUAGAGGUCGUGAAGGGAAGGCAGCUCAAGCACACGGAAGUUCCAGGCCGUCGUCGAGUGAAUACUGAGCUUUGCACUCCAGCAUCGUGUCGACCCUGACUACAUCGUUGACAUAAUUCGGUGCAGUCUAUGGUCUGCAGAAGGCGUAUGAUAUGCAUUCCAAGCUUUGGUUGAAACUGGACUCUGUACCGUCAGGCUAUGCGCCGAUGAGCACCGAUGCUUCCGCGGCUGGGCUCUCGAUUGCUCGCUCCUUGUCUUGUCGACUCGGUUGCCGAUCGCGGUUAGUACGAAAGGGCUGGCUGAAAUCAUUCGCACUAGGCCGUUGAAGGAACAAUUAUGGUCUCUCUUUUGUCGCUCGUCU
Molecule: messenger RNA, 743 nt
Organism: Dichomitus squalens LYAD-421 SS1
Lineage: Eukaryota; Fungi; Basidiomycota; Agaricomycetes; Polyporales; Polyporaceae
Exons: 3
Coding region: 326-481 (51 amino acids)
Source: RefSeq, a predicted model, not a curated record